Molecule: messenger RNA, 3558 nt
Organism: Oncorhynchus keta (chum salmon)
Lineage: Eukaryota; Metazoa; Chordata; Actinopteri; Salmoniformes; Salmonidae
Product: methylcrotonoyl-CoA carboxylase subunit alpha, mitochondrial-like
Exons: 19
Coding region: 603-2729 (708 amino acids)
Cellular component (GO): mitochondrion
Molecular function (GO): metal ion binding; methylcrotonoyl-CoA carboxylase activity; ATP binding
Source: RefSeq, a predicted model, not a curated record
AUAAACAUAACCAUUUUACAUUUCAAUUUCAAUCGUAGGGACACUCAAGGACCCCGCAAAGCACGGCCAGUCCAGAGACCCGAUUGACACUAGAUAAAACACGCCACAAACCUCGUCUAUUUCUACAAUUUAUCUUCUUGAUUUUUAACCUAACCCUAACCACACUGCUAACAUUAUGCCUAACCCUUACCUUAAAUUAAGACCAAAAAGUAAAUGUUGGUUUUCGUACAUUUUUAACAUAUAGACCGAUUUUACUUUGUGGCUGUGGUAACUAACGGAAACGCAGAGACCCCACCUCCGUCUCGACUUUUUCUAUUGGUUGAUCAUCUUACGGGUACCCAAGAGAGACAGUCUUAGCAAAUGGAACUUCAUUUUUGACAUCACUCUGCAUUUGUUAUUUUCACCAAACUAGAGCAUGUUUUAGUUUUAUAAUUUCAUAGAAUAGCAGUCCCACCGAUCAACUCUAGUUAAUACUUAUUAUAAAAUGCAGUAUCGUAACUAGCUAAGGCUUAAUUGGUAAAUCAAAACAAUCGAUUUCAUAAAGACAAACGCUUAUCAUUUCCUCAUUCGGCUGCUACUGGACAGUUUGUUAGACAGCAGACAUGUUUGCUGUCCUGAAAGUUCAAACCCUACAGGGUCUAAGAAUAUUUCAACAGAAAUGUAUAUGGACCAAAGGAUCAGUACGGUUUGCCUCAGUUGGGCAAGGCAGGAUAGAGAAAGUACUCAUUGCCAACAGAGGAGAGAUUGCCUGCCGUGUGAUGCGAACAGCGAAGAAGAUGGGUGUGCGCUCUGUGGCAGUAUACAGUGAUGCAGACCGAGAUUCCAUGCAUGUGGCCAUGGCAGAUGAGGCCUAUAACAUUGGGCCAGCUGCAUCCCAGCAGAGUUACUUGUCAAUGGAGAAAGUCUUGGAAGUUGCCAAGAGAUCUGGAUCACAUGCUGUCCAUCCGGGAUAUGGCUUCCUGUCAGAGAACACAGAGUUUGCUGAGGCGUGCAAACAGGAGGGUAUCAUUUUCAUUGGUCCUCCAUCAUCUGCCAUCAGAGACAUGGGUAUCAAAAGUACAUCAAAAUACAUUAUGUCAGCUGCGGGUGUUCCUAUCAUCGAGGGUUACCACGGAGACGACCAAUCAGAUGAGAAGCUCCAAGCUGAGGCUGUUAGGAUCGGCUACCCAGUGAUGAUAAAGGCUGUGCGUGGCGGGGGUGGUAAAGGAAUGCGCAUUUCACACACCGCUGAAGAUUUCCAUGAGCAGCUUGAGUCUGCGAGACGAGAGGCUCGCAAGUCCUUCAACGAUGACGUCAUGCUAGUGGAGAAAUUUGUAGAAGACCCCAGACAUGUGGAGGUCCAGGUCUUUGGGGACCAGCAUGGAAAUGCUGUCUACCUGUUUGAGAGGGACUGCAGCGUGCAGAGAAGGCACCAGAAGAUCAUUGAGGAAGCGCCAGGGCCUGGUAUAAGCAAGGAGGUGAGGUGGAAACUGGGAGAGGCAGCGGUGAGAGCAGCCAAAGCCGUCAACUAUGUGGGAGCAGGCACUGUGGAGUUCAUCAUGGAUGCACAGCACAACUUCUACUUCAUGGAGAUGAACACACGUCUGCAGGUGGAGCACCCUGUGUCUGAGAUGAUCACUGGAACUGACCUGGUGGAGUGGCAGCUCAGGGUGGCUGCAGGUGAGAGGCUGCCCCUCCUGCAGGACGAGAUCGAACUGGUGGGCCAUUCAUUUGAGGCCAGGAUAUACGCUGAGGACCCCAACAAUGACUUCCUCCCUGGGGCAGGACCCCUCCUUCAUCUGUCUACACCCCCGGCAGACGAAUACACACGCAUCGAGACGGGCGUCAGGGAAGGAGAUGAAGUGUCAGCCCACUAUGACCCCAUGAUCGCUAAACUGGUGGUGUGGGGAGAAGACCGAUCUGCUGCUCUGAAGAAGCUCAGAUACUGUCUACGCCAGUACAACAUUGUAGGACUCAACACCAACAUUGACUUCUUGCUGAAUCUGUCUGGGCAUCCAGAGUUUGAGGCGGGGAAUGUGACCACCAGCUUCAUCCCCCAGCACUAUGAGCAGCUGUUCCCUAAACCCAUCCCUCACUCCAGGGCCACACUGUGUCAGGUUGCCCUGGGCCUGCUCCUCAGAGAGAGGGCCAGCACUCAGACCUUCAGAGACAAGUCCAACGAUCCCUUCUCUCCUUUUGCCUGCAGUAACGGCCGGAGGGUGAACAUCCUAUACAGUAGGAAUAUGACCCUCCAGCUGGGUGAAACUAAAGUGGAAGUAACGGUUACAUACAAUUCAGAUGGGACUUAUUCUAUGGAGAUUGGAGGGGAAGUGUUCCAGGUGUCAGGGGAGGUGGAGACAGAGGGACAGACAUCAUUCCUGCACUGCUCUGUCAACGGGGUGAAGUCCCGGCCCAAACUGGUCAUCCUUGAUAACACAGUACACCUCUUCUCUAUGGAGGGCAGCGCAGAGGUGAGCGUUCCAGUGCCCAAGUUCCUGGCUGGUGUGAGCACAGGAGCACAGGGAGGAGCUGUGGCACCCAUGACCGGGACCAUUGAGAAGGUGCUGGUGAAGGCAGGUGACACUGUGCAAAUGGGAGAUGCCUUGAUGGUGAUGAAUGCCAUGAAAAUGGAGCACACCAUCCGAGCACCUAAAGCUGGAGUUAUCAAGAAGGUGUUUUUCAAAGAGGGCUCCCAGGCCAACCGACACGCAGCCCUGGUUGAGUUUGAGGAAGCUGCUGAAGAGGAAUAAUCUCGUGUGAAUAUCCAUGUGUGAACCUUCAGUUACUGUAGAAGUCAUAGGAGAGAGGCAUUUACUAUAGGAGUUGCAAACUGCUGUACCAUCACUACAGGUCCAUGUGGAUCACAUUGUACACAGUAUGAGAUGACAGAAAAUUCCCUUUAACAAUACUGGUAUAUUUGCUUUGGGUUAUUUUAUCAGAUGGCUGUAUGAAAGUAGACAUCUGGCUUUUGUACUGUCCUCUGCAAAGUGCUCUUGUAGUCUGUUUCUCUAUGUAGUGUGGUUCAUGGUACUACUGUAACCACUAAACCACUAGCUUUUUGGUGGGUGUUCUUGCUCUUCCUCUCCUUCAAACUGUUUUUUUUUUCUUCUAGCUUCACUAUAGUCAAGGUCCCAUAUGCUCUCGUCAAACCUAAGGAGUUUGAAUGAUGGCACAAAUGGGUCUAGCACUCAGGCUACAUCUCAUGAUUCACUCCAGGCUGUGAAAUUCAAAUAAGGGAUAUUUGCUAACAGCCUCACCUCACAGGCCUACCACAUUGUGUUUAAUGACCAGAAUCUGGUUACUUUACAGUCCAAUAGGUAAUACCAGGGCAAAGAUGGCCUGCCUUCUGAAUUCAUAUAACACGGUCAUCUCUCAUAUCAUGUGACAUACAAAAUAGAUAGACCAUCAAAUAACCAAGAAGAGAGAAGGGCCAGAGCACGUGUUUUUAUAGGUGUUGUAAUAUGUUAGUGUUGUCUACUAAACUGUGCGGUCAUCCAUUAUUCACGUUGAUUUGUAAUUAGCUGAGGGUUGUCAAAUUGUUUUUCUAAAAGAUCAUUUCAGAUAAAUUCUCUAAAUGUC